Messenger RNA from Fusarium poae, 609 nucleotides. RefSeq lists its product as uncharacterized. The coding region runs from base 1 to 609 and encodes 202 amino acids. The record is from RefSeq and is a predicted model, not a curated record. The transcript has a single exon. NCBI's taxonomy places the organism in Eukaryota, Fungi, Ascomycota, Sordariomycetes, Hypocreales, Nectriaceae.
AUGGCACUAUUUAGUCCUCAAAAGGAAGGCCUCGCAGCCACCCUAUCUAAGCCUGGGGAUUUUUUUGACUGGGAGCAUGCAUUCCGCAUUCAGGCUGAGCGUCUUGACCUUCAACAAUACCUCAAACGGAAGACUUUCCUAAGAGACAAACCAGCCAUUCCAGACAUUAGGAAACGCAAAUACACAAAGACUGCCCAAGCCCAACGGACAAUACGAUCCAAGACUCAAGAGUCUCAAGAAAGCACCCAAGACGAUAUCCAAGAAACUGCCAACGGGACGUGGGUUGUGUCUGACCUAACUGAGCAAGGCCAGAAGACCUUUCAGCAGGACCUAUCUUUUUAUCAGUUAGAAGAAAGGAUCUUCAAAGACGAAAAGAAGGCCCUUGGCACCCUCAAAGACUGGGUCUUACGAACAGUCUUCCCCAGCUUCAUCCGGACAUGCUGUCAACCACAUGGGUCAAUAUACGAAUGGCAUCACAACCUCCGUGCACGGUGCGGAAGAUCAGAAGCAGAUGAAACAAGAGAUUCUCGAAACAGAUAUCUAACCCUGCUAAAGACAGCUCCAAAGACCCAGGGAUGGACAUCUUACGAACGGGAAUCGAAUCGAUAG